This is a messenger RNA of Adelges cooleyi (spruce gall adelgid), 7650 nucleotides long. It is a transcript of the gene crb, whose product is annotated as protein crumbs. Gene Ontology annotation, cellular component: plasma membrane; protein-containing complex. NCBI's taxonomy places the organism in Eukaryota, Metazoa, Arthropoda, Insecta, Hemiptera, Adelgidae. Gene Ontology annotation, molecular function: calcium ion binding. Gene Ontology annotation, biological process: establishment or maintenance of epithelial cell apical/basal polarity; heterophilic cell-cell adhesion. The record is from RefSeq and is a predicted model, not a curated record. The transcript is spliced from 38 exons. The coding region runs from base 290 to 7228 and encodes 2312 amino acids.
CUACCAACACAAGUUAAUUACACCUUGUCUCAAGAGUCAAGACUCAAGUGUCAUAAACCGUAAUUAACGUCUCCGUUUUAAGAUUGUUUACUUUUUAGAUUUUAUAGUUAUUGUUUAGUUUUUAAAUUUGUACACGGAUCAAACAGCUUAUAUUAUUAAUUAAUUGUUUGUUACGUGAUGGUCAUGCCGCUGUCCAUUUGAGUUUUGCCACACACUCGCGAGACGUAGGUAUCACGGAUUGACGUUUUUCCGACAACUAUGUUACGUUCAGUGAAACACUAAAGAAAUAAUGCGGAUUAUUAUUUUAAUUGCAUAUCUAUUUGUGCAUUUGAUAUGUACAAAUACGCAACGAAUUGGAGGCUUUGACAGAGAAGGCUAUUUUAACAGUUCAUCAUGGCUGCAUAUGUUUCCCGCCAUUUCACUACAUAAACAUGUUGGCUUUAGCUUCAGGACAUGUUCAGGUGGACAAAUAUUUUCACAAACGGUUGGGUCUAUUGAAAUGCCGUAUACCCAAAUUGGUAUGAGUGUUUUUCACGAUGGCUUGACAUUUAACGCGUUAAUCGACAAAAGACAUUAUGAGUCAAAAAUGGCAGGAGAUUUUUUCGACAAUACUUGGCAUAAUGUCAAUUUAAUGUAUAAACUCGGGGAAUUGACCAUGUCAAUUGAUAGCUUUCAACAGGUUAUUGCUAACUCAACAUUCAACACUGAAAUUUUAACUGCUGAUUUAUCUGUCGAACAAUCGAUAUUAAGAGUGGGUGACGGAUUUGAAGGAUGUCUGUUAGAAGGACCCAAUUUUAUUUUUAACUCGUCGUUAAACCAAGGAUACAAAAUCAUUUGGGGGCAGUGCCCAUUAAGCAGUCAGUCAUGCACUGGUAUCGAUUAUUGUUCACAUGCCCCUUGUAUGACACAUGGAGUUUGCAUACCCAAAGAGAACAAAUAUCACUGUAUAUGUCAUCCGAGAUAUUCUGGAAAUAAUUGUGAAAUAGACAAUGGAUCUCCGUGUUCUAAACAAAACAACCGUUGUAUGCAUGGAUUGUGCGAAGAAGUAAAACACGGAGAAGAUUUUAUGUGCCAUUGCGAUAAAGGAUACACCGGAAAAUUUUGUGAAAUUGAAUUAUCUGCUCACAUUUGUGAUAACAAUCCAUGCAGAAACAAUGGCACUUGUAAAUAUAUCCCUGGUGGGAAAAACUACGAAUGUGUCUGUGCUCCAGGUUUUAAAGGAGACGAUUGUGAAAUAAAUAUAAAUGAAUGUCUAUCAAGUCCUUGUCAACACGGAGGUAUAUGUAUCGAUGGUGUGAAUAACUAUACGUGCAGCUGCAGUAAAACAGGAUAUAAAGGGAGAAACUGUGAGACUAACAUAAAUGAGUGUGAAAUGAAUCCAUGUUCUAACCAGGGUGUAUGUUUUGAUAAUUAUGGCAGUUAUACUUGUCAAUGUCAAUCGGGUUUUGGUGGCGUCAACUGUGAAUUUGAUCUCAAUGAAUGCAUAUCGAAUCCAUGUCAAAAUGGUGGUCAGUGCCGUGAUCAAGUCGGAAGUUAUGAAUGUCGAUGCGCUCCAGGAUUUUUAGGUAGAAACUGUGAGAUUGAUGUUGAUGACUGUGAGUCAGCAGUUUGUCCGCCAAAUUCUUUAUGUAUUGAUGGAAUUGCGUCUUAUACUUGUCAUUGCAAAUCAGGAUAUAUAGGUUCACCUCCAAAUUGUACGGAAGUUACAAUUUGUAAUAGUAGUCCUUGUCAAAAUGGAGGAUCGUGUAAUUUAAUAGGAAAUAAUCAAUACAACUGUUCAUGUUUACCAGGAUAUACAGGCGCUUAUUGUGAGCAUGGUAACAUCGUAGCUCGUUCGCAUGCCGAUGAUGUGUGUGUUCUCAUGCCUUGUCUCAAUUCUGGCACUUGCAUAACUCAAGGAUCUAACUAUGAAUGUAAAUGUCCUACCGGCUUUACUGGUCGGAAUUGUGAGAUGACUUUAAAGUGUAACGCUGAUCCUUGUCAGCAUGCUGUGUCUUGUCAUGACUAUGCUGGUGGGUAUUAUUGUGAAUGCGAAUCUGGUUGGUCAGGGCCACAAUGUAAUCAGCGUAUCGGUGAUCUCAUUCAUGCUUGUGGUCCUCACACUUGUGCUCACGGUGGAUCUUGCACUACACUUACUGGACAAGUUGAUCUUUUCCAUUGCGAUUGUCCGCCAGGCUUUACUGGCCAAACGUGUCAAAUAGAUAUUGACGAGUGUUUGUCUAAACCUUGUUUGAAUGGCGGCAUAUGCAACGAUCUUAUAAAUGGUUUCCGUUGCGAUUGUACAGACAAUUUUAUGGGUACGUACUGUCAAUUGCCUUUUGACACUUGUGCCAAAAUUCCUGGACCGUGCCUUAACAAUGGGUCUUGUAUCCACAAAACAUCUUCACUUAAGGAUUACACUUGCAUGUGUCCUUUAGGAUUUGAGGGUAAAAAUUGUGAGUUGAACAUUAAUGAUUGUUUAAUGGUGACGUGUCCGCCAGGAAAAACAUGCAUUGAUGGCGUUAACACGUACGAGUGCAGGUGCCCCGAAGGUUUUACUGGUGACGACUGUUCAAAACCAUUAAAAGACUGUAAAGAUCGACCCUGUAAAAAUAAUGCUACUUGUGUGGAUAAUAUUGAUGGAUAUUCUUGCCAGUGCCAUACUGGUUAUACAGGUGUACAUUGCGAACAAGAUAUAAACGAAUGUGAAGUUAACAAGGAAGUAUGUAAUUAUGGAAUCUGCGUAAAUACUAAUGGUAGCUACCAAUGUUUUUGUCGUCCUGGUUUUUCUGGUGACAACUGUGAUGUAGAUUUUGAUGAAUGUUUAUCACAGCCAUGUUUUAAUGGAGCGAUCUGUGAAAAUAAAAUUAAUGGUUUCAAUUGCAUAUGCCCUCCUGGAUUUAGCGGAAAAGUUUGUAGUAUGGACAUAAAUGAGUGUAAUUCUAAUCCCUGUCGGAACGGUGCUACAUGUGUUGACGGAAUAGCGUCAUUUACUUGUACAUGCCCUGUUGGUCUAACGGGAAAACUGUGUGAAACAAAUAUAAAUGAUUGCGAGUCAUCGCCUUGUCAGAAUUCAGGAAUGUGUAUAGAUGGUAUCAACAGCUACGAAUGCAACUGUACGGACACUGGCUUUGAAGGAAAUCACUGUGAAAUUAACAUUAACGAUUGUAUUCAUAAUCCUUGUACCAAUAACGGAACUUGUGUGGACGGAGUUAAAGAUUAUUCCUGUAAAUGUUACCAAGGAUACACCGGGAAAAAUUGUGAUAUUGAUAUAAAUGAGUGUGAGAAUAACCCUUGUCAAUUCGGAGGGACUUGUCUAGAACGAUCUAACUUAUUGCUGUACAAUCACACUGACAAAAGAAAUUUAUCUUCAAUAUUUCAACAGGAAUUCAAUUACGCUACUGCUAGUGGAUACGAAUGUCUUUGUAUGCCUGGCACUACAGGAGUGAAAUGUGAAAUUGAUAUAAAUGAAUGCGAUAGUAAUCCAUGUCGUUGGGGAAGCUGUGAUAACCGAAUCGGUGGAUAUGCCUGCUUGUGUGAUGAUGGAUUUGAAGGAGUGUAUUGUGAAAUUGAAAUUGAUGAGUGUGAAAGAUUUAAACCUUGUGAACACGGGACAUGCAUCGAUAGACGUGCCGGUUAUUAUUGCGACUGUGCUCCAAAGUAUGGCGGAAAAAAUUGUUCAGUGGAAUUGAUCGGGUGCCAAGGGCCUCACACUUGUUUAAAUAAUGGUACUUGUAGGCCAUACUUGGUUGACGAAACUGAGCAUCGAUAUAAUUGUACUUGUCCUUACGGAUUCCACGGUGAUAUAUGCGAUAAAACCACAACUAUGUCUCUGGCAGGCGAAUCACGUAUUGUAGUUAACACCACAAGAGAAGAAGGUUAUGACAUAUCAUUUAGAUUCAAAACCACAUUGCCCAGUGGUUUGUUGGCGAUCGGCGGCGGUUCAACAUUUUACAUUUUAGAGUUGGUCAAAGGCCGUUUGAAUCUACAUUCCAGUUUAUUAAAUAAGUGGGAAGGGGUAUUUAUUGGCUCUGAGCUAAAUAACAGUCAAUGGCAAAAGGUAUUUGUCGCUAUAAAUUCAUCACAUUUAGUACUGUCGGCUAACGAAGAACAAACCAUUUACCCUAUUAACCUAAACGAAGGAGCGAAUCCAACACAUACCAGUUUCCCUACUACCUACAUUGGCGGAACAAUAUCAAAUUUGAGACUUUUACCUCAUGGUCCUCCAUUUUUCAUUGGCUGUAUAGAAAAUCUUUUAAUAAAUGGACAAUGGGUUUUACCUGAUGAAAAAGUAGAAACAAUAGGUUUGACCAACAUUGAUAUUGGUUGUCAAAGAAACGAUCAAUGUAAUCCCAAUCCUUGUCACAAUAGCGGCCAUUGUACUGAUUUAUGGAAAACGUUCAGCUGCACGUGUGAACGACCGUACUUAGGAAAUACAUGCCAAUAUAGUUUUCCGGCGGCAACAUUUGGCCAUGAAAAUAUCACCAAUGGUCUUGUUACUGUAAACGUGUUUGCGGUAGCAAAACGAGCAGUAAGAAAUAUUGUAGAUAUUUCAAUGUUUAUCAGAACCCGUCAAACACGCGGAGCAAUAUUUUAUUUGGGAUCUAUGCCGGGAAGUGUAACGUUCUCCGAGGAAACUCACAUUGCUGCCGAACUUGAAGGUGGCGAGCUCCUGGUGAGAAUACAGUUUAACGCAACGCCAGAAUCGUAUACAGUGGGAGGCGUGAAACUGGAUGAUGGUCAUAAUCACUUAAUUCAGGUGGUUCGUAAUAUUACUUUGGUCCAAGUUAAAAUCAAUGGCACGGAAUAUUUUAGAAAAACCAUCAGUGCAACAGGUCAAUUAGAUGUUCAAGUUUUAUACUUAGGUGGGUUUCCGUCUUCAAAACCGACAAAAAGAGAUAUACCAGACACACAAGCUGCUAUGGAUACAAUUUUACCGCGGCCUAAUACUAUCGAAAGACACAUUCGUCAGACGACCGCUGAUAAGUUUGAAAGCAUACCACACUUCAAAGGGAUCAUACAAGAUGUUCAGAUAAGCAAUGGAUCUUACAUCAUGGUUGUAGAAUUUUAUCAAUUGGGCGUACACAAAGAUUUGGUAGUUCCGAAAGCAUUUGGUACUGUAUCUUUUAAUCAAGAAGAAGUUCUCGAGGGUAUUUUGUCUGACGAUGCUUGUCGCUCAAAUCCUUGUCACAAUGACGGUGAAUGCUCGGUAACAUGGAACGACUUUAUUUGUAAAUGCCCAUUGGGAUAUAAAGGCAAACAGUGUCAAGAAAUGGAGUUCUGUCAGUUACAAGACUGCCCGCUGGGUAGUGAAUGCCGUAAUUUGAACCACGGAUACGAGUGUGUAGCCAAUGUAACGUUAGUUGGUCAGAACACCUCAGAACCGCUAUUGCAAUAUUACUUUGUAAGAGGACAGCAAGCUAUUCCUUUGACACAUAUUGAAGUGAGCUAUAGAACUAGGACUGGCGGAACAAUCAUGUAUGUUUCAAACAAAAAGAAAGCUAGCGAUACCGAAUUCAAUUUUUUUACCAUGAUUGCAUUCAAAGAUCAAUUCAUCAUUGCGUGGAAAUUAGAAAAAGACGGAUCUAUAAAUUUAAAACACGUACACAAAGAUCAUUCGGAUUCAGAAUGGACAACUAUGCUUUUUAAAUUAGCGGACAAUAAAAUUCAAGGUGGCUUAGUCGGCGCGAUAGACGACACCAAUCAGUUCAUAGUUGCGGGCAAUUUUUCAUUGGUUAAUUGGGUCGAAUUGGUUACAUCAAACCCAAUACUUAUUGGAAGAGGAGAACACUACCACAGUGACAUGUCCGGUACUAACGUAGACCAUGCAACUUAUAUAACUGAUGCUGAAACAAAUUCUUUAGAUAUGAUCGAUUCCGAUUUGGGAUUACACCUUGAGGAUGCUAUUCAACAUGAUAUAACUUCGGCGGGUGGUUUUUACAAGGGUUGUCUUGGUGAAAUUCGUAUGGGUAGUUUACUAUUACCAUAUUUUACACCAUCUCAGCUUAAUACAAACAAUCAAACUGAUCAUUUUGUGUUGUCAUCAUCGUCCACAGAUACAUUUGAUUUAGACUGCUUACUUUGCUAUGACACAGAUUGUAAAAAUAAUGGAAGGUGUAAAAAAGCUACAGAAUCAUACUUAUGUGAAUGUCCGGCCGGUUAUGAAGCUGAAGAUUGUUCGGUGAACAUUAACGAGUGUAUUUCUAAUCAAUGCCAAAAUGGAGCAGAAUGUAUCGACGGUAUUGCUAACUACACUUGUGAAUGCAAAAUUGGUUGGACUGGUCUUCACUGUGAAAUUGAUAUCAACGAGUGCGCUUCAUAUCCAUGUCAACAUGACGGACUAUGCAUUGACCGUCUUGGCGAGUUUGAAUGUAACUGCACUAAUGAAUACGAAGGGCAGACGUGUGAACAGUUAAAAUUAGUGACUUGUAAUAACAUGCCGUGUAAAAAUAACGGCAACUGUGAUGACAUUCCAGAUCAUUUGACUGGUAAUAAUUUCACUUGUUCGUGCAUGGACGGUUUCUUGGGUGCGACUUGUGAUACAGCAUUUUGUAAUGAUAAUCAAUGUCAAAACAAUGGUGUUUGCAAACCUAAGGAAUCUCCGUUUUGUGAAUGCCCUGUUGGUUUUAAGGGAAAACUUUGUGAACAAAAUAUUGAUGACUGCAUCGAAAAUGGCAACCAACACAAAUGCCUUAAUGGCGGUCAGUGCAUUGAUGGAAUAAAUGAAUAUACGUGUAAUUGCACCGAAACAGGUUACACGGGUGAUGACUGCAGUAUAGAUAUCGACGAAUGUGUUGAACUCAAUGUUCGUUGUGGCCAUCGAGGAGAAUGUAAAAACUCACCAGGAUCGUACAGUUGCCUUUGCGAAGAAGGAUUUUGUGGACACAGUUGCCAUUUAAUUAAUCCGUGUUUAACAGAAUCACCUUGUAGUAAUGGAGGUACUUGUCAAGAACGUUGUACUGAAACAAUUGACUACGAGUGCAUUUGUAUUAACGGAUAUGUUGGAAAAAAUUGUACCGAGUUACCCGUUUUUGCGGGUCACAAUUAUGCGGACAUUGCUUUAAUCGUAGGACCAAUACUACUUAUUCUUCUUAUCGGCGGUAUGGGUAGCUUGUUUGUGCUCUUGAUGAUGGCACGCAAGAAAAGAGCUACGAGGGGUACUUACAGCCCUAGUUGUCAAGAAUAUUGUAACCCAAGAGUGGAGCUGGAUAAUGUACUAAAGCCUCCUCCAGAAGAACGAUUAAUAUAAGUAUUAUUGUUUUGUAAUAUGUAUUUUUUACUAUAAUCACUAACUAUAAUUUUCGUAGCCUCGUUUAAUUUUAAUUCUAUCAUUAUGAUCUCCUUAUUAUUUUUUUAUUUUUUUUUUUUGCAUAGCGGCCAUUUUUACUUUUUACAAGCAAUUUAUGUAUUUCACUGAUAAUUGUGUAAACAACAAUAUUUUUCAAUAUUUGAUUCGAUUUUUUUUAUUUGUGUGUUGUUCAUUUAUGUUGUGUAAUAUCCGAAGUAUUAAUAUUUAAUUAUUUUUUAAGUAAAAGACCAACAAAAUGUUUAUAGUAUUAAAAAUAUGUAAAAACGUUUUGACAAAUUUAAAUUAAAUUAAUAAUAUUGAAACAAACUUUUCACUUUUUUUUGAAAGACCGAGCAAUUGAAUAAGUAUUAAGAUUUUUUUAU